Fusarium keratoplasticum is the source of this 1050-nucleotide messenger RNA. RefSeq lists its product as uncharacterized. The transcript has a single exon. The coding region runs from base 1 to 1050 and encodes 349 amino acids. NCBI's taxonomy places the organism in Eukaryota, Fungi, Ascomycota, Sordariomycetes, Hypocreales, Nectriaceae. Gene Ontology annotation, molecular function: NAD binding; D-lactate dehydrogenase (NAD+) activity. The record is from RefSeq and is a predicted model, not a curated record.
AUGAAGGUCGCCGUCUUCAGCACAAAGCCCUACGACAAAAAGUACCUGUCGGCCGUCGUCGCCUGCGACAAGCACGCGUCGUCGGGCAUCGAGCUCGUCUUCCACGAGUUCGCCCUCAACGAGGACACGGUGUCGCUGGUCGAGGGCGCCGACGCCAUCUGCGUCUUUGUCAACGACGUGGUCAACGACAAUGUCAUCUCUGCUCUGUCCGAGUUUGGCGUCAAGGCCAUCCUCCUCAGGUGCGCCGGCUUCAACAAUGUCGAUCUUGACGCCGCCCAGCGCAUGCGCAUCAUGGUCGCCAACGUGCCCUCGUACUCGCCCGAGGCUGUUGCCGAGUUUGCUGUCGCCCUGAUCCAGACCCUCAACCGCAAGACGCACCGCGCCUACAACCGUGUCCGCGAGGGCAACUUUGCUCUCGACGGUCUUCUCGGUAAGACGCUGUGCGGUAAGACGGUCGGCAUCGUCGGUGUCGGCAAGAUUGGUCUUGCUACCGCCCGCAUCAUGAAGGGCUUUGGCUGCACCCUCCUCGCCUAUGAUCCCUUCCCAUCUCCCGCCUUUGAGGAGUAUGGCGAGUACCGCGACCUCGAGGACCUUCUCCCCGAGUGCGACAUUGUCAGCCUCCACUGUCCCCUCAUGGACCAGACACGCCACAUCAUCAACGCUGAGAGCCUUGCGCUCAUGAAGGAGGGCGCCAUGCUGGUCAACACGUCGCGAGGAGGCCUCAUCGAUACCGAGGCCGUCAUCCAGUCGCUCAAGACCAACCACAUCGGAGGCCUCGCACUCGACGUGUACGAGGCCGAGGGUGAGCUCUUUUACAACGACCACUCGUCGCACAUCAUCCAGGACGACAAGCUGAUGCGUCUCAUGACGUUCCCCAACGUGGUCGUCUGCGGCCACCAGGCCUUCUUCACCGAGGAGGCCCUCACCGAGAUUGCCGAGUGCACCAUCAACAACCUUGAGGACUGGAUCACCCACAAGACGAGCAAGAACUCGCUGACCAAGGACCUCAAGAUGCGCCGCCGCGAUUCGCUGCCCGUGCGAGCCAUCUAG